AUGACUGAAGUUUUCAUCGGCGAGUCGCUUGCCAGGUGGGAGGCUCAGUUCGUCCUGCUUGAUUGUGCGAUAGGGUUGCGCACUGAGUUCCGCACGGCACUAGUGCUUGGGGAUGGCAGCACGGAGCGGGAACGCGGGGACGGCAGCACGGAGCAGGAACGCAGGACACCACGCGGCGGCGAAACGGACCGAGCGCGUGGAUCGGUCAUCGCUGAAAGCACGGCACUAGUGCUUUUGGAUGGCGGCACGGAGCGGGAACGCGGCGACGGAAGCACGGAGCAGGAACGCCGGACACCACGUGGAUCGGCCAUCGCUGAAAGCACGGCACGAAUGCUUGUGGAUGGCGGCACGGAGCGGGAACGCGGGGACGGCAGCACGGAGCAGGAACGCCGGACACCACGUGGAUCGGCCAUCGCUGAAAGCACGGCACUAGUGCUUGUGGAUGGCGGCACGGAGCGGGAACGCGGGGACGGCAGCACGGAGCAGGAACGCCGGACACCACGUGGAUCGGCCAUCGCUGAAAGCACGGCACUAGUGCUUGUGGAUGGCGGCACGGAGCAGGAACGCGGCGACGGAAGCACGGAGCAGGAACGCCGGACACCACGUGGAUCGGACAUCGCUGAAAGCACGGCACUAGUGCUUUUGGAUGGCGGCACGGAGCGGGAACGCGGCGACGGAAGCACGGAGCAGGAACGCCGGACACCACGUGGAUCGGCCAUCGCUGAAAGCACAGUACUAAUGCUUGUGGAUGGCGGCACGGAGCGGGAACGCGGCGACGGAAGCACGGAGCAGGGACGCCGGACACCACGUGGUGGCGAAACGGAAUGUGGUUGUCACUUCGCAGCUUCGGAAGAUUUCACGUGCAAAAGAGUAUGA
Anopheles arabiensis is the source of this 876-nucleotide messenger RNA. RefSeq lists its product as uncharacterized. The transcript is spliced from 2 exons. Lineage: Eukaryota; Metazoa; Arthropoda; Insecta; Diptera; Culicidae. The record is from RefSeq and is a predicted model, not a curated record. Bases 1 to 876 code for a protein of 291 amino acids.